AGGUGGCCUUUUAAAAUAUGCAUCAGAGACAGGGAGCACCAAACAGGAGCUGAAAAUGUUUGAAAAACUUCUGAGUUUCCUCUCUACUUUUCCAGCCCUUCCAGCCCCCUCGCCUGACUCGGAUGAUGUGAUGAUGUUCAGGGGGAUUCCUUAAUCCCAGUCCCUCUGCAGCCAGGCACAUCUACAAAAGAUUGCAUCCAUAAUUCAGGAUGGCCAGCCAGCCGCCAGAAGAGGCUGUGGAGUCUCAGGUCUCGGAUGAGCUGGAGUGCAAGAUCUGUUACAAUCGGUACAACCUGAAACAGAGGAAGCCCAAGGUUCUGGAGUGUUGUCACAGGGUUUGUGCCAAAUGCCUCUACAAGAUCAUAGACUUUGGAGACUCUCCCCAAGGUGUCAUCGUCUGUCCUUUCUGCAGGUUCGAGACGUGCCUGCCAGAUGACGAAGUUAGUAGCCUGCCCGAUGACAAUAACAUCCUUGUAAACUUGACUUGUGGAAGCAAAGGCAAGAAAUGCCUGCCCGAGAAUCCCACAGAGCUACUGCUCACACCUAAGAGGCUGGCUUCUCUUGUCAGUCCUUCCCACACAUCCUCCAACUGCCUGGUUAUCACCAUCAUGGAGGUGCAGAGGGAGAGUUCCCCAUCUCUCAGUUCUACUCCCGUGGUAGAAUUCUACAGGCCGGCCAGUUUCGACUCUGUCACCACAGUGUCCCACAAUUGGACGGUGUGGAACUGCACCUCACUACUCUUUCAGACUUCCAUCCGGGUGUUAGUGUGGCUGCUAGGCUUGCUGUACUUCAGUUCCUUACCCUUAGGGAUCUAUUUACUGGUGUCUAAGAAAGUCACCCUUGGGGUAGUCUUUGUUAGCCUCGUCCCCUCUAGCCUUGUCAUCCUCAUGGUGUAUGGUUUUUGCCAAUGUGUUUGUCAUGAAUUUCUGGACUGUAUGGCACUUCCUUCUUAAUCAAUAUGCAAAACAGGAAAUUUGGCACAUAUGGCUACGUUCAAAUGAUGUACGUACGAUUUGCUUUUUGUAUUCUCCAUGAUUAGUGUCUACAGCCUCAACAAAGCCCUUGGCCAUACGUCUGUGGUCCAUUUUCUGUCCAGAUGUUGGCUUGAUGGGUUUUCCUGGAUCUGAAAAUUAAAAAAGAAAAGUUCAUUUCUACAUAAGGGUUAGCCAAGAAGCAAAGCUGUGUGUGCAUAGCUUUUAUGGAGCUCUGAUAGUUGUGAGAUGUCCGGAGCAAAGGUGUGGGCCCAGUGAGUGCUUUCAGACAGGUACCAGGCCAGAUGUGUUAUAUUGUGGCAGGGUCUCUGUGAAAAGGUCUGGAAGAAUGGAGUCCUCCUUUAAUUUAGGGGUAUCCCAUGAUGGUGGGCAGAUAUCGGAAGCACAUGGGUGUGUCCCCCAUUGUCUUAGUGCUGGAGCCUCUAAUCAUCUUCAGGUGCUUUCUCUCUUAAGAUAAUGCUUCCCUGAGAUGUGCUACCUGCCCUCAGAUCCAUUUCUCUACUCUGCAGUACCCCCUGCCCCAGGGUCCUGCAAUCUCAUCCUCUUGGGUACUUCCUGUAGAAUUCCUGUUUGGGCAUGUUGCUAGAGAAGACGGACAGCUCUGAGAAGUUUGCAUGGAAGUAGACCUCAUGGCCAUUUGUGGUCAACACAGGCCUUUUCCUCCAUGUGUGUUUUUCUCCCAGGCCUCCUGGAGAAGGUAUGGGCAGUUUUUGCAUGUGGAGUAAUUCACUGGAGUAAUUUCCUUAUAGCAUUUUAAUUUUGUUUGAUUUCUAACCACAUUCUUCAGUCAGCCCCAUCCCUUUUCCUGAAGGAAGUUCCAUUUAAAUUAGUUGUUGUCAGUUUAUGAAGGUUUCAUUUUGUUCCCCUUGUUUCAGAAAUUUGCUUAGGGCUGACUUCAUUGACUCCUGCAACACUCUGGGGGAACCUGUGAUGGUGAAAACCCAGUGAGAGGCUGCCAGCGGUAGUCUAGGUCUCAGUCCUAGGCACUGAGAACCUAAGUGUUCUGUUGAAUGGCACCAGGUUGCAGUGGUUCAGGUUUAUGU
Molecule: messenger RNA, 2035 nt
Organism: Peromyscus eremicus (cactus mouse)
Lineage: Eukaryota; Metazoa; Chordata; Mammalia; Rodentia; Cricetidae
Gene: Rnf182
Product: ring finger protein 182
Exons: 1
Coding region: 210-953 (247 amino acids)
Source: RefSeq, a predicted model, not a curated record